GCGUCAUGGUGAAGUCAGAUUGUUCCAUAUAAGGAGGUGGGGUUUGGAGAAUUGAUCGGGCCACAUCAAGAAAAGCACCCAGAUGUUGUACUGAACUAGUGCAGAGUAGGCUCUCGACAAGGAUACAGCAACAGUAGGCUACCAGCUGAACUAUCAUAAACGGUAUUAAGAGUUAUAAUUUCCACUCCUGUUUAUUACAAUGGACUGCGCUUUUGAUCACUUGGAUGCUGUUGGUUUUCUGGAGAUUUGGCACCACUUUGAUGCAGACGGUGAGAAUUAUCAAUAUUAUAACCCAACCAUGCGAGUUAUGAUUUGAUAACUUGAUAUAUGUUAUUUUUGAUGCAAAAAUAUGUUCUUUAUGUAAAGAAAAUGUUUAAAAUGUAUUCUAAAACUAACGAGAGAGUAUUUUCAAUGUUGUUCAUGGUUCUACAGAUAACGGUUACAUUGAAGGGAAGGAGUUGGAUCAAUUUUUCCGUCACAUGAUGACGAAAUUAGGUCCGGAGGUAAGUACACAUCUUUUCCCCUCUAUCUUUUGUCUAUUCUAUUAGCAGACUAAUAAUGCCCAACACAUUUGAAGCACAGCAGGUGCAUUUAGUCUAUUUGCGAGUACUGCCAGAAACUAGUGUGCCCCUUUAUAAAUGAUUCAUAACAGAUAUAUUAUGAUUAUAAAUAUCCACUUCUAAAUAUGGCUCACUGGUCCUCUAAAAAGUGUAAUCGGAAGUUCCUUUAUUGCAGAUAGCAUACAAUGUUUUAAAGGCUCUGCCUCUGGUGUAUUGUAAGUGGUGUGUCAAUGUUGCCACUAUGGGAGAUUGCCAACAACAUCUUAUUUUUGUGUUAAGUAUUUACAGUCGAUCAAUUUACUUUGUCUAGGUGAGUUAAGAAAAUGAUUCAAUGGCCUACUACUGAUGAUUGAGCAGUAAAUAAAACUAUGGGUUUAUACAGGAAAACAGCCAGUACUUUUCCCAUGUAUUGUGCAUUAAAGGGCAGGGGUAUCUUUAGUUAUAGCUCUGUUCAAACAAAGGCUCUAUUCAAACUUUUAGUAUGUGUUUGUCUUUUUCCUGAGUGGGUUGAGCUGCUGUCCAGAUGGGCUUAAGGAUAACAUUAGGAUGCUACAGGCAUCAGCCAACACAAUUAUGGGGAUGCGUCCCAAAUGUCUCCCUAUUCCAUAUAUAGUGCACUACUUUUGACCAGAGCCCAUAGUGCACUAAAUAGGGAAUAGGGUGCCAUUUGGGACACAGUGUUGGUGUUCUGACUAUCUUCACAGUGGGUAGUCAGAGGGAAGUGAUGGUUAUGGUGUUUUUAAUGGUUCAUGCUUUAACAAAUGGAUGUGUAGAAAACAAAAUAUUGUUGUGAUAUUGUUAAAAUACACUACCGGUCAAAAGUUUUAGAACACCUACUCAUUCAAGGGUUUUUCUUUAUUUGUACUAUUUUCUACAUUAUAUAAUAACAGUGAAGACAUCAAAACUAUGAAAUAACACAUAUGAAAUCAUGUAGUAACCAAAAAAGUGUUAAACAAAGUCUGUCAAUACUGAUAUCUGACUCCAUAAAGAUGAUUUAGUAAUAUGCAUGAGACUAUGGUUGAGUUACAGUAAUAGGCUAUCAAGAAAGGUAUGAGAAUGGAAUACUAAAGGAAAGUAGAUUUAAUUACAUUGUAAAAACGAACGAUUCACAUAAGCUUAAGUUACAAUGCAAUACCAGCAUUAUAAGAUUAUUAUAGGCAUGAUCAGAGAGGGAGAGCAAGAGAGAGAAGUCACAGCAUGAAAAGCCAUGCCCCAAGAGGCCAUGGGAAGGAGAGAGAAGGAGAGAGCGUGUAUCUCACCACAGCAGGUCAGGAACAAAAAGAGAAAAACAGAAUUAAUCUAAGACCCCUUUAUAACACCUGCUUUGUUGACCAAUAGGAUACUGUGAAAGUGAACUUCCAAUCAGAACAACAUACCUACAGGAUGUAAAAAAAGUAAGGAGUCAUAGUAACCGUGUUAGCUGUUGUUCUCGUCUCUCUCUGCCUGCAGGAUAAGGUAACAGAGGAGAGGGUCCAGAGGCUGAAGCAGAGGUUCAUGUCAGCCUAUGAUGUCACCGCAGACGGACGCCUGCAGAUCCAGGAGGUAAUGUCAACAGAUGGAUAGGUGGGAAACCUAUAGCUAUAACAAUCUUAGGUACAGCCAACAGAACAUGGACAUCUCUGAGAGCCAUGAGUGACACAAGCUGAAAAAUGGCACAGGAACCUCAAGCUGUACUUCAUAGGAGAGAGGAGGGGGAUUGAGAGAGAGAGAGAGAGAGAGAGAGGUACCAAUGUUCAAUCCGAAAGUUUGCAACAGAAAAAGUGCUUUCAUCCACUUUCAAAAGAAGACCAAUUAAUUUGACCACAAAUCUCAAAGGCUUCCAGCUUUUAUAAGUGGGGGGAAAUGAUCAAUAUAUUUGUGUGGUUUCUGUGUGACGUUUUACAGUAUAUGGGAGUGAUCACUCACAGUAAACACUCUGUCAGCCAUCUGAAGUUGGCAGACAAGCCACACAGUCUCUUUGUGUGGUUGAUGUGGAGAGUGCAGCGCUAGCAGCUAAGGGACGGGCAAUGAAACCACCUAAUGGGAUGAACAAUAUACAGUUUGUAGAGAUGGACUGAUAGGUACUCAAACAAGACCCUUAUAUUACUUGUUUAAUGUUCAGCAUAUAUGACAGCCAAUUGCAUGACCAGAUUCAUCUUACACAUAAAUCAGCAUAAAUCACCUUUCAUAGUUUUUUCUAAAAUGAGUUAUUUUUGGACAGUAUUCUUGGUGCAUAGUGCUGCAGUAGUAACCUACAGCUGGGAUGGGAUGUAUCCUCAUGGUCUCUCUCUCUCUCUCUCUCUCUCUCUCUCUCUCUCUCUCUCUCUCUCUCUCUCUCUCUCUCUCUCUCUCUCAAUGUAAUCCUCUAAUGCAGUGCAAAUAUAAUUAAGACUAAGAGGGGGCUGCACACAAUCCCGUUGGGCACUCAGUACGGUUAGAUCUGGAUGCCUGCCAGGGACACAGUUAGUGGGUCUGAUGUAUUGCUGCCACGUCACUGGCAUCAUACUUCACGGUCUCUCUGGGAAAAAGGUGCAGCUUCAGUGAUUCAGUUAGAGAGGAGCGAAGCAACAGUUAGAGACAUUGACUCUCGGCUUGUUGCAUGGGAGGUCAGCUGGGCUGGGAGAGACUCACUGCACAGCUGCUGCUGUCUUAAGGAUGGUUUCUCUCUCAUCUUACUUCCACUGAUAUCUUGCUGAUAACUGUGGUGCAAUUAUCGGGAUAUGCGGUUGAAUGCACUUUACUUGAAUUCACAUAUUGUAAGUGACUCUGGAUAAGAGCAUCUGCUAAAUGUUAAUUAAGCAAUAGGGCAUGAGGGGGUGUGGUAUAUGGCCAAUAUACCACGGCUAAGGGCUGUUCUUAAGCAUGACACAAUGCGGAGUGCCUGGAGACAGCCCUUAGCCGUGGUAUAUUGGCCAUAUACCACAAACCCCCAAGGUGCUUUAUUGCUAUUAUAAACUGGUUACCAACUUAAUUAGAGCAGUAAAAAUAAAUGUUUUGUCAUACCCGUGGUAUAUGGUCUGAUAUACCACAGCUGUCAGCCAAUCAGCAUUCAGGGCUCGAACCACCCAGUUUAUAAUGUUUAUUUGAUUGUGUUGCAGUUGGCCAUGAUGAUCCUGCCAGAGGAUGAGAACUUCCUCCUGGUGUUCCGCAGGGAAGCCCCUCUGGACAACAGUGUAGACUUUAUGAAGGUAAGAAGCCCCUCUGGACAACAGUGUAGACUUUAUGAAGGUGAGAGAAGCCCCUCUGGACAACGUGUAGACUUUAUGAAGGUGAGAGAAGCCCCUCUGGACAACAGUGUAGACUUUAUGAAGGAAAGAAGCCCCUUUGGACAACAGUGUACACUUUAUGAAGGUGAGAGAUGCCCCUCUGGACAACAGUGUAGACUUUAUGAAGGUAAGAUGCCCCUCUGGACAACAGUGUAGACUUUGGUGAGGUUAUAUUGAUGUCAAUUGGAGAUUUAUGUAAAAUGUGUGUGCAGAUCUCAUAUUAGGAUUCUGCCAUUAGUGAGUAUAUGUGAUACAGGAAGAAAACCUGCAGUUGGAUGUUCAGGAAAGGUCUGUGUGGUGAUCUGUUGGAAUGGUCUGUGUGGUGAUCUGUUGGAAUGGUCUGUGUGGUGAUCUGUUAGAAUGGUCUGUGUGGUGAUCUGUUGGAAUGGUCCGUGUGGUGAUCUGUUGGAAUGGCCUGUUUGGUGAUCUGUGUACCUGCCAGAUCUGUAGAACAAGAUAUGUGAGAUAUAAUUAGUAAUUUACGGAAAGUAUGUUCGCAGUUCCUUGUUCUAUGUUUUUUGGUGUGGCUAUCACAGUAACUCUGAAGAAGACAAAGAACUCAGCAUCACCUCAACUGGAUAAGCACCUUAAUGCGUACUAAAGUCAUUGGUGGCAGGUAUUUGUAUUUACAGCAGUAGUAACUGAUUGUCCUUCUUGUCUCUGUAGAUCUGGAGAAAGUAUGAUGCUGACAGCAGUGGAUACAUAUCAGCUGUAGAGCUGAAGGUAAUGUUGUUUAACUCCACUCCUACACACAGAAGGUAAUGUUGUUUAACUCCACUCCUACACACAGAAGGUAAUGUUGUUUAACGCCACUCCUACACACAGAAGGUAAUGUUGUUUAACUCCCACUCCUACACACAGAAGGUAAUGUUGUUUAACUCCACUCCUACACACAGAAGGUAAUGUUGUUUAACGCCACUCCUACACACAGAAGGUAAUGUUGUUUAACUCCCACUCCUACACACAGAAGGGAAUGUUUUUUUAACUCCACUCCUACACACAGAAGGUAAUGUUGUUUAACUCCCACUCCUACACAUAGAAGGUAGUGUUGUUUAACUCCCACUCCUACACACAGAAGGUGAUGUUGUUUAACUCCCACUCCUACACACAGAAGGUAAUGUUGUUUAACUCCCACUCCUACACACAGAAGGUAAUGUUGUUUACCUCCCACUCCUACACUCAGAAGGUGAUGUUGUUUAACUCUCACUCCUACACACAGAAGGUAAUGUUGUUUAACUCCACUUCUGCACACAGAAGGUAAUGUUGUUUAACUCCCACUCCUACACACAGAAGGGAAUGUUUUUUUAACUCCACUCCUACACACAGAAGGUAAUGUUGUUUAACUCCCACUCCUACACAUAGAAGGUAGUGUUGUUUAACUCCCACUCCUACACACAGAAGGUGAUGUUGUUUAACUCCCACUCCUACACACAGAAGGUAAUGUUGUUUAACUCCCACUCCUACACACAGAAGGUAAUGUUGUUUAACUCCCACUCCUACACACAGAAGGGAAUGUUUUUUAACUCCACUCCUACACACAGAAGGUGAUGUUGUUUAACUCCCACUCCUACACACAGAAGGUGAUGUUGUUUAACUCCCACUCCUACACACAGAAGGUGAUGUUGUUUAACUCCCACUCCUACACACAGAAGGUAAUGUUGUUUACCUCCCACUCCUACACACAGAAGGUAAUGUUGUUUAACUCCCACUCCUACACACAGAAGGGAAUGUUUUUUAAACUCCACUCCUACACACAGAAGGUAAUGUUGUUUAACUCCCACUCUUACACAUAGAAGGUAGUGUUGUUUAACUCCCACUCCUACACACAGAAGAUAAUGUUGUUUAACUCCACUCCUACACACAGAAGGUAAUGUUGUUUAACUCCACUUCUGCACACAGAAGGUAAUGUUGUUUAACUCCCACUCCUACACACAGAAGGGAAUGUUUUUUAAACUCCACUCCUACACACAGAAGAUAAUGUUGUUUAACUCCACUCCUACACACAGAAGGUAAUGUUGUUUAACUCCACUUCUGCACACAGAAGGUAAUGUUGUUUAACUCCCACUCCUACACACAGAAGGGAAUGUUUUUUUAACUCCACUCCUACACACAGAAGGUAAUGUUGUUUAACUCCCACUCCUACACACAGAAGGUGAUGUUGUUUAACUCCCACUCCUACACACAGAAGGUAAUGUUGUUUAACUCCCACUCCUACACACAGAAGGUAAUGUUGUUUACCUCCCACUCCUACACUCAGAAGGUGAUGUUGUUUAACUCCCACUCCUACACACAGAAGAUAAUGUUGUUUAACUCCACUCCUACACACAGAAGGUAAUGUUGUUUAACUCCACUUCUGCACACAGAAGGUAAUGUUGUUUAACUCCCACUCCUACACACAGAAGGGAAUGUUUUUUUAACUCCACUCCUACACACAGAAGGUAAUGUUGUUUAACUCCCACUCCUACACAUAGAAGGUAGUGUUGUUUAACUCCCACUCCUACACACAGAAGGUGAUGUUGUUUAACUCCCACUCCUACACACAGAAGGGAAUGUUUUUUAACUCCACUCCUACACACAGAAGGUGAUGUUGUUUAACUCCCACUCCUACACACAGAAGGUGAUGUUGUUUAACUCCCACUCCUACACACAGAAGGUAAUGUUGUUUAACUCCCACUCCUACACACAGAAGGUAAUGUUGUUUACCUCCCACUCCUACACUCAGGAGGUGAUGUUGUUUAACUCCCACUCCUACACACAGAAUCACCACUGACCAAACAAGACACAUAAGGGGGAUGCCUCAGUGUUGUCACUGAUUUCUCUGUGAGAUAUGGAAUGAAUGUGGAUGUUGUGUUCAAGCCCUACAAGAAAGAAAAGAAAGAAAGACGGAACGAAAAGAGAGACAGAUUACACAAUCUAUUAUUCUAUCAGUCUUCCCCAGCAUCCUUCACUCUACAGAGACCUCAGCCUUCUCCAGCCUCCUUCACUCUACAGAGACCUCAGCCUUCUCCAGCCUCCUUCACUCUACAGAGACCUCAGUCUUCCCCAGCAUCCUUCACUCUACAGAGACCUCAGUCUUCCCCAGCAUCCUUCACUCUACAGAGACCUCAGCCUUCUCCAGCCUCCUUCACUCUACAGAGACCUCAGUCUUCCCCAGCCUUUCACUCUACAGAGACCUCAGUCUUCCCCAGCCUCCUUCACUCUACAGAGACCUCAGUCUUCCCCAGCCUCCUUCACUCUACAGAGACCUCAGUCUUCCCCAGCCUCCUUCACUCUACAGAGACCUCAGUCUUCCCCAGCCUCCUUCACUCUACAGAGACCUCAGUCUUCCCCAGUCUCCUUCACUCUACAGAGACCUCAGUCUUCCCCAGCCUCCUUCACUCUACAGAGACCUCAGUCUUCACCAGCCUCCUUCACUCUACACUCAUACAAAAAAAGGUGGUAUCUAGAACCUUAAAGGGUUCUUCGGCUGUCCCCAUAGGAGAACCCUUUGAAGAACCCUUUUUGGUUGCAAGUAGAACCCUUUUGGGCUCCAUGUAAAACCAAAAAGGGUUCUACCUGGAACCAAAAAGGGUUCUACAUAGAACCAAAAAUUGUUCUCCUAUGGGGACAGCCAAAGAACCCUUUUGGAACCAUUUUUCCUAAGAGUGUACUUUGUGAAGGUGAAGGUUUAGGUGGAGGUGUAUAGUUGUAAUAAAUAAACAGAAGGAAACCUCCUUACAAAAGGGACAUCUUCAGUAGUGGCCUUGGAGGUUGCAGCUGAGCAGUGGGGUCCUUCUGCAUUUCUCUUUAAACAAUUCUCUGUUUCUUUAUAUUUAUCAAACCAUGUUAGAUCUGAUUUCAGUGAAUCAGGAAAUAAACCAAUAAACCAUGCCCUUUUUAUCUCUUCUCUCCUUCUUUGUAAACAGGGUUUCCUGAAGGACUUGUUCCAGCAGCACGGGAAGGCUGUGUCCUCCAGCAAACUGGAUGAGUACACAGACGCAAUGGUAAAACAACAGUCUCGUAGCCCUUUCCUGCAGUCAAAUGACCAAAUCGCCCCCUAGUGGCCUCAUUGGUGGAAUGUUAUUAAUAUUUGUCAUAAUUUCAUAAUUAAUAAAUACUAUUUCAAAACAAAUGCUGAAAAUGUUAUUCCUCUUGGUUCCUGGAGGUACUAAAGACAUCCUCUUGGUUUCUGGAGGAACAUAGGGCCUGCACUAAAGUUAUACUCUUGGUUCCUGGAGGAACAUAGGGCCUGUACUAAAGAUAUCCUCUUGGUUCCUGGAGGAACAUAGGGCCUGUACUAAAGUUAUCCUCUUGGUUCCUGGAGGAGGAUAGGGCCUGUACUAAAGAUAUCCUCUUAGUUCUUGGAGGGACAUAGGGUCUGUACUAAAGUUAUCCUCUUGGUUCCUGGAGGAAGAUAGAGCCUGUACUAAAGAUAUCCUCUUGGUUCCUGGAGGGACAUAGGGCCUGUACUUUUGACUCCCGAGUGGCGCAGUGGUCUAAGGCACUGCAUCGCAGUGCUAGCUGUGCCACUAGAGAUCCUGGUUCGAGUCCAGGCUCUGUCGCAGCCGGCCGCGACCGGGAGACCCAUGGGCGGCACACAAUUGGUCCAGCGUCGUCCAAGGUAGGGGAGGGUUUGGCCGGCAGGAAUGUGGGUUUGUUUCCCACGGGGGGCCAGUAUGAAAAAAUGUAUGCAUUCACUAACUGUAAGUCGCUCUGGAUAAGAGUGUCUGCUAAAUGACUAAAAUGUAAAAAUAAUGUACUAAAUAUAUCCUCUUGGUUCCUGGAGGAGGAUAGGUACUAAAGUUAUCCUCUUGGUUCCUGGAGGGACAUAGGGCCUGUACUAAAGAUAUCCUCUUGGUUCCUGGAGGAAGAUAGAGCCUGUACUAAAUAUAUCCUCUUAGUUCCUGAAGGAAGCUGUACUAAAGAUAUCCUCUUGGUUCCUGGAGGAAGAUAGGGCCUGUACUAAAGAUAUCCUCUUGGUUCCUGGAGGAAGCUGUACUGAAGAUAUCCUCUUGGUUCCUGGAGGAAGCUGUACUAAAGAUAUCCUCUUGGUUCCUGGAGGAAGCUGUACUAAAGAUAUCCUCUUGGUUCCUGGAGGAAGCUGUACUAAAGAUAUCCUCUUGGUUCCUGGAGGAAGAUAGGGCCUGUACUAAAUAUAUACUCUUGGUUCCUGGAGGAAGAUAGGGCCUGUACUAAAGAUAUCCUCUUGGUCCCUGUUGCCAGUCUUGGGAUGCUUCCUUUCCCUUUUGGCCAUGACACACAGUCUUUAUAGUCUCUUACCCACUGAUUUACAGUAUCUCUCUCCAGUGUGUGUAAAAUAAGUUAACUCAAGCACUACGUCUAAUCAACCUCAUGCAGUCAUCAGUCUCUAGAACCAUUCAUGCCGGCCAAACUAACGUUAUUCUUGGCUCUUUCAGAGUGCCUUUCAGGUCACUGAACGUGGUAUAGAUUCAGCAGGCAAAUAUGUGACGUCAUUACAACCAGAUUUCAACCAAACAUCAUUUCAACCAACUUUGUAAAAUGUACAGGAACUUCAGGAUGUUCAAAAUGUAUGUGGCUUGUGCCCAGACUCCUGUCAAAGGGUAAUCACAAUAUACUGUUACCUGUCACCGACUGUUUUUUCCAAUCUAUCUAUACCCUGAGGCCUGUUCCAUUCUCUGAAAACUUUGUAAAUUUUGCUCUAACUUUAAAUGGACUUCCCUGACUCAGAUUCCCAUUUAGGAGAAAAUGGCUUCAUCCUACAGCCAGGUGUGGUCUCUCUCUCCAGUUCAUCAGACAGGGGAUGCGUCCCAAAUGCCACCCUAUUCCCUAUGGGCCCUGGUCAAAAGUAGUGCACUAUAUAGGGAAUAGGGUGUACAUUUGGGACUGUGACAGGGCUAUGUUGUGGCAGCCAACAGCAGAUCACUCUGUCCAGCUGUAUUAAUCAUCUCAUCUAACAGACUGAGAUAUUAGAUUACCAGUGUCUGGCGGGAGACUGUUACACCUCUCAUACCAAUUCACUCUGUCUGUCUCUCACCCUGGCCUGGUCUGGCAUCACCUCGUUCUCGUUAGAGGACUUCUAACCUGUCUAUGAUAUUCAUUUUCAGAAGAGAGUGGCUGUCAAAAUGGCAGGUUGACGUUGAGUGAUGAGUCUUGCCUUGGAGGCAGAGCUGAGAGAUUCCCCCUUAGAUAGGCUAGCUGCAAAGUCAAAAUUGGCUAUAUUGUAAAAAUGUAUGAAAACAAAAAUGUGCCUUUAAGGAUAGGGUUAGGUAUUAGGCUUAGCAGUGUGGUUAAGGUUAGGGUUAGGUAUUAGUCUUAGCAGUGUGGUUAAGGUUAGGGUUAGGCAUUAGGCUUAGCAGUGUGGUUAAGGUUAGGGUUAGGCAUUAGGCUUAGCAGUGUGGUUAAGGUUAGGGUUAGGUAUUAGGCUUAGCAGUGUGGUUAAGGUUAGGGUUAGGCUUGCAGUGUGGUUAGGGUUAGGUUUAGGCUUAGCAGUGUGGUUAAGGUUAGGGUUAGGCUUAGCAGUGUGGUUAAGGUUAGGGUUAGGUUUAAUGACGUUGUGGCAUUGCCAGCUAGUGACCACUCUGCAGACCUGCCUCCAGAACAAGAUUCAUAAUGAAAAACGCUAAAACGCUAACCUGCGUCAAAAUUUGUUGAUUUGUACUCAGAUCUAAACCAUUGACAAACAUGUUUAGUUGUCUUUUUUAAGCAGGAAAACCAGUAAUCGCCAAAUAUAUUUAAUAUCUCCAUUGGUCUUUCUUGAAACAAAAUUGCACAUGUUUUAUUAUGCAUACAUUCAAUUUUUCUUACAGAUGAACAUUUUUGACAAAAAUAAGGAUGGUCGCUUGGAUCUGAACGAUUUGGCCAGGUACUUCUGAUUGACUAUAUUACAAUUCUGAAUACUGUAGUACCAAUACCUUUUCUGACUAUGCUGUUUUGCUUGAUCAAAAUGUUGUUAAUUUAAUGUUUUCCUUUAGGAUCCUGGCUCUAGAAGAGAACUUCAUGUUACAGUUCAAAAUGGAUGUGAGUUCAGUUGAUGUGUUCUCCUAAUGCUCAUUACAGUCUAAUGCAAAAUCUUCUUAGGAAAUGGAAGAUGAAACUAACAUAAUUUACUCUGUUUACAGGCCUACAGUCAAGAAGACAGAAAGAGAGACUUUGACAAAAUAUUCAACCACUAUGAUGUUGUGAGUAUAGACAGAGUACCUUGGGGCUGAGAUGUUGGAUUUGAUUUGCAGGGCAACUGCUUCCUCUAUAUUGUCUGUAAAUUAAAUAUGAGUUGCAAAACAAGGAUGUUUGGUCUGCAUUCAGAGAAGAGAGAUUAGAAUUUUGGCAUGAUGCUCUUUUAAUAUGUUCUAUGUUCUCUCUUCUCCAUUGGUCAGAGUAACACCAGAGCUUUUAAUGAGUUCUAUGUUCUCUCUUCUCCAUUGGUCAGAGUAACACCAGAGCUUUUAAUGAGUUCUAUGUUCUCUCUUCUCCAUUGGUCAGAGUAACACCAGAGCUUUUAAUGAGUUCUAUGUUCUCUCUUCUCCAUUGGUCAGAGUAACACCAGAGCUUUUAGUAAGUUCUAUGUUCUAUGUUCUCUCUUCUCCAUUGGUCAGAGUAACACCGGAGCUUUUAGUAAGUUCUAUGUUCUAUGUUCUCUCUUCUCCAUUGGUCAGAGUAACACCGGAGCUUUGGAAGGUCCAGAGGUGGAUGGCUUUGUAAAAGACAUGAUGGAACUGGUCAGGGUAAGUUGUGGGGAAGAAUAUCAGACAAUAUCUUUAUGAAUGUGCCACAAACAUGUUCCUAUUAUAAUCGACUGUAUGUCUUUGUGAAAGUCAUGUGUUUGUAAUAACAUGGGACAAUAUGGUGUUGGGAAAGGUAGAAGACACAUUUUCGUUCAAACCAAUGGACAAUAACGUAUCUAUUGUAUUAUUCUAUUGUAUUGUAUAUCUUUGAGUCAGUCUUAAACAUGCUCCUAUAUGAUACCUAUUGUGUAUGUCCUUGUCAUGAACAUACUUCUAUCUGAUACAUCUCUGUCCUGGCUGGUCCUAAGGACAUCUAUUGUGUCCAGUGUUCUCUGUCCUGGCUGGUCCUAAGGACAUCUAUUGUGUCAAGUGUUCUCUGUAUCCAUCAAAAACAGAUGAAAUGCUCCUUGACCUUCACCUCUUGGCCUCAAGGAACUUACAGAAUAUAUUAACUUUAGGCCACACAUUCAAUAGAUAUUUAUUGUCCCGGAAGAGCAAUUUUUGUGCAACAUAAAAUACAUCUAUACAAACAUCGUUUCACUACUAAUGCCUUUUAACUGUUGAUCUUCCAUCCAGCCCAGCAUCACUGGUCCAGAGCUGGACAAACUGAGGGCUGUGCUGCUGGGACACUGUGACGUCAACAAAGAUGGAAAGAUCCAGAGGAAUGAGCUAGCACUGUGCCUGGGAAUGAAGGCCAAAAAGGCCUAGUACCCCUCUUCAUCAUACAGAGAAGAGAAGACCUACUAUUGACCCUUCCCCUCACUCUGAUGCAUCCAG
Coregonus sp. 'balchen' is the source of this 12264-nucleotide messenger RNA. NCBI's taxonomy places the organism in Eukaryota, Metazoa, Chordata, Actinopteri, Salmoniformes, Salmonidae. The record is from the annotation of a GenBank genome assembly.